UAAAAGACGAUGACAGAGAAACAAUUCUAAACAAUGAUUCUAUUGAUGGCCAACAACCGAAACAGAUAUCACGACCACAAACGCAAACGAAACACGCGUUAGACGCGAUUGACGAAGAACCUCGACAAGCAUCAUCACCACAACCAAUAAUGUCGAAUGAUACAACUAAUGCUAAUACUUCACAUGGAAUAACGUCAAAUAACAUGAGUAGAAAGGAUUAUCAAACGAGACCAAGACAGCUUCAAUUUAGCGAACGGAUCCCAUGGAGCUCACUAAAACAUUAUAGCGACGGUUCUUAUGUCACUUCACCACUCCAAUCAAGUUACAUGACGGCUGAAAGUUUUUUCCCCGCAAGUUUAAGUUCCGAUAAUCAUUAUUUUGCACAUCCUCAACAUUCUUAUCCCCAUCCUCAUCCUGGUAGUAUAGUUCCUUCUUCGGUUGACGAUGGAAGGAGUAUGUUUAGUGUGAUUAUGGAUGAUGGGUCGAAACAACGUCGUAGGGUUUCAUUGAGCUCUGAACAUACUGUGAGAAAUCCUGAAAACGUGCCGCUUCUUAAUGAUGAUGACGUUUACGACUCCGACUCCGACUCAGACGAUGAACGAGGCAUACCACCGUCAAAUCACCACACUAAACUCUCGGAAAAAUCGAAAAAAAUAAUAAAAUGCGCUGUAGCCUACUUCCUCGCAUCAAUGUUUACUUACAUCCCCGCACUAAACUCAUGGAUCGGUCUCACCGAAUCACAAAACGCGCAUCUUGUUGCCUCAGUCUCAGUGUUCUUUAACCCUGCCAAAACGAUCGGUGGGAUUUUCGAGGCGAUUUUUUUUGCGUUUUUUGCUGGGUGUUAUGGUGCGCUGGUCGGGGUUUUUAGCAUGGCAUCGGCCGUUUGGUUUAAUAAACAGGAGAUGUAUAUUUUGGGGCACGCUGUUUCUGUUUUUGUGUGGUGUGGUGGAAGUCUGUUUAUCCUGGCGUUUUUAAAGGCGACAUUGAAGAAACCGGCUUUCAAUAGUGCAUGUUCUGUUACUAGCAUCAUUAUAUUUGUUGUGCUUACCAAAGAAGGAGCAGUUGUGUUGGGCGAAUUCACCACCGAAAAAAUAUUUCAAGUGUGGACUAUUAUUAUAGUUGGGGUCUCUAUAAGUUUUUUAGUUUCGUUAUUACUUUGGCCUAUUAGCGCUAUACAAGCAGCAAUCGCAUCCUAUCGCGCCACAUUCACAUCACUCCAAGUGUCACUCAACGAGGCGAAAUUGGAGAUACACAAUCGCACGAUGCAGCAUGAAUUAGGGUUGUAUCGUGAGGUGGUGAAGAGUUUGCAACGAUUGGCGCAACAUUUGGGCGGGUUGAGAAGUUGUUGUGGAUUGCAAUGGGAAAUGAUUAAAGACAAGGAUAAGAAUAAUCUUAACGGAAAUGAUAAUAAUGGUGGUAAUGAAGGAAUCCCGUUGACUGAAGGUGAAACACAAGGUCGUCCUAGUGGGAAUAUAAGCGAAGAAGAAGAAUACGGAGAUGUCGGGGUCUUGUUAGAAUUCAUACAUCAUGUUGGACCACACAUGAAAUCAUUAGCAUUCACAUGCAAACAAACAAUGACCCAUCUUCAAAACCAAUUGACACCCAACAAAGCUUCCAACCAACCACCUCCAUCAUUCACUCUCCUCCAACAAAACCUUGAAGCAGCGCUCUCGCUAUUCGAAACCUCGCAAACGCGUGCUGUCACACGACUUUACAAAAAAGAAUCCAUAAAUGGUCAUUUUGACGGUCGUCCGAACGAAGAAGUCUUCUUGAUUUAUUUUUUCGUGUUUAAUCUGCAAGAGUUUACGAGGGAACUUCAACGGUUGGUUAUUUUGGUUGGGGAAAUUAGUAAAUCGCAGUUGAAGGAGCAAGAAAUGAGGAAGGAUUUGAAGUGGUGGAUGUUUUGGGGAUGGUUUAAUUUGUUCUUUUGUUUUCCUAAUGCCAAUGAUCAAGCGGUUGCUGAUGAGCAUAAUAGAUCACGAGAUGCAAAGAUUAGCAAAAAUUUUGCAUCAAAACCAAAAUUCCCGGAAAAUUCGCGUAAUCUGUUUAAUACCCUUCAGACACCGAAACCAAAAACAAAAUGGCAAGCAUUCACUAUGAAAUUGUGGGAAUGGUCAUCACGAUUUCGACGAUUUGAGGUCAAAUAUGCAUUCAAGACGGCGCUUAGUGCUGCCAUUUUGGCCGCUCCCGCGUUCAUUGAUUAUACACGACCUACUUAUAGAAAGUAUCGAGGUGAAUGGGCUUGUAUUUCUAUGAUGGUAGUAAUGGUUCCAACGGUAGGUGGCACAAAUCUCAUAAGUUACUACCGCGUCAUCGGCACAUUCCUCGGUUCCAGUCUCGCGAUAAUAGCAUCCAUCCUAUUCCCCGACAAUGGCCCAAUGCUCGCGAUUUUCGGGUUCUUGGUUGCGUUGCCGUGUUUCUAUAUCUUGAUGUACACAAAGUAUAACAGGAUGGGACAGUUCAUUCUGCUGGCAUAUAAUCUGGUAGCACUGUAUAAAUUUAAUAUGAGGAAUGGUAAUGGUGAGGAUGAGGCGAAUUUGGAUUUGCUUGAGCUGGCAUGGUAUCGAAGUAUUGCGGUGGCGACUGGUGUGUUGUGGGGUUGGUUCGUUUCAAGUUUUUGGUGGCCGUAUGAAGCGAGAACAGAAUUGAGAAAAGGAUUAAGCGUUUUGAUUAUUAAUAUGAGUUGGUUGUAUAAGGAACUUGUUAGUCUUUAUUCCGGUAAAACAAAUAAAAAUAAUUCAUAUUCAAAUAUAAACGGCGGCGAAUCACAAGCAACGGCAGACUCUACUCAACGCACCGUCGCCACCCUACACCAAGAUCACCUCUCAGAAUCUACAAAAGACUUUCUAGACCUCGAACUAUUCCUUCAAGUUUCAAUUCUCGAGCUCCAGGAGUUACUCGCACAAACACCCAAUGAACCCCGUUUAAAAGGUCCUUUCCCCGUGCGAACAUACAGCAAAAUUCUCACUAGUUGCCAAAACAUUCUCGACAAAAUGCUAUCCAUGCGUAUCGCGGUCACAAAAGAACAAUUUUACGACGCGAUCCGACGUGAUUUUAUAAUCCCGAUAAAUCGCGAACGACGCGAACUUGUUGGUAACGUAUUGCUUUAUUUUUAUGUGUUAGCCGCGGCGUUGCGUCUUAAAACACCGUUGCCGCCAUACUUGCCACCAGCUGAUCAGGCUCGACGACGAAUGGUUAAAAAGAUUAGGGAUUUGCCGGUGGUAAGGCAGCGUGUUGUCGAGGGAAACGAUGAGCAUUAUAUUGUGUAUUAUGCGUAUGCGUUGGUGAUGGAGGAUAUUAUUCGGGAGUUGGAGAAUCUUGGCGGUAUUAUGCAAGAGUUGUUUGGUACUAUGGGUGGGGAGGAGUUUGAUGAAUUUUUUACGAUACCUGAGGAAAAUGUGGCAUUAGAAUCAGCUUUGAUCGAUGCUACAGAACAACAGCAGCAGCAAUUGUAUGAUGAAACUCAUCAAGAGUCAUCGUAA
This is a messenger RNA of Ambispora leptoticha, 3482 nucleotides long. The record is from the annotation of a GenBank genome assembly. NCBI's taxonomy places the organism in Eukaryota, Fungi, Glomeromycota, Glomeromycetes, Archaeosporales, Ambisporaceae.